AUGUUGUUCCUCGGAAUACUGCUCGGCAUCUUCAUAAGAGGUAAGAUGCAGGAAGGUAUCCAUGCUGUUACAUCCAUUUUUGUAGUCAGUCAUUCGGGCUAUAUCUAGCCUAUUCUGACCUUAAAAUUAGUUUUUUUAGCAAUAUGAUUUUAUAGGCAAUCAUGACACCUUACUCAUCUCGUAUUUAAAGUAUUUGAUGAUUUGAAGACUUAAUAAGGCUGAUUGCCCACAUAACGCCAAUUAUUUGAUUUAACCUUUUACAUUCAUGGCUGAAAUGCUCGUUUUCAGUGAGCUUUGGAUGCAGGCAUGGCUUCUAAUUUUCCACAUAAAUGUGCUCUAUGCAAGGAAUGUAUUCCUUGACUCUAGGCUAUGUAAACUGCUCUUAAUAAAACCUUUAUGACAGCAGGAAUAUUUGGUGAAAUGAGAGACUUUACGAAACAAUUGGAAACGACUUGCAUUGAAACGUUGUGAUCUGAUUAAUAAAAAAUAAAAAAUAAAAAAAAGACUUAAGACAUUUUCAUUCCAGACUUGGGACAAAGGCUCUUGUACAACCACUAUUUUUUGAUAUAAUGAAGUUGGCAUCCCCACGUCUCCGCUCCCUCUGUGAGUUGCUGCCGCCUGAGGCAUAGGCUACACGCAUAAUUCCCCCACGGAUCGACAGGUUUUUAUUUAUUAGCCGAGUUAAUUAUUGUGUGUUUGAUGUGCUGGUGUAGGCCUAAGCGACAAGGGUCCCAAGGGUCGCAUCGUAUAUCAGUGCGGUGUCUGUUUCUCCUUCUCUCUCCCUCGCCCCUGGUGAGCGUGGUUUGAUUUAUGCAAACACCCUUUUGGCUUACAGGUCUCUUUCGAUUUUUUAAAAUCUUAAUACAAAUUCACCUCACCUCCAACCGCACAUAGAAUAAAUUGUAAAGUUGUUGUUCAAUGAGGAAGCGCAUUCAACCGACACCGGUGUGCAAACAGCGGAAUCGUGGUUGAGGUCUUAUCGGCACGCAGGUGCUUGUGGCCGCCAGAUGCGCGUCCAGGUGUGUUUGAGUAGCCGCCGAGACAGACACGGGGAAGGGGCGCCAAACGGCGGGGUCGCGCACUAUGUGUUGACAACCUCCCAGGGCGCGCGCCCAGCUUGUGUCACACACACUCCGGUGACAGGUGUUCCGAAGUGUAUUAGGCCUAGACUCCCUCCCACCUGAUAUCUCCGUCGGAGGUCAUUUUACCGCAUAGCGGGAGGCUGGGGUUUGAACAGCAGGGCUUUGGAAAAGGUCAUAAAGAGGGGUUGUUCCAUAUGAUUUUAAUCACUUUCUUACUGCACCCCUUUUGAUUUGAACCUUCCAUACAUGAUUGCCCAUGGUGGAAGUGGUCAGAAAGUGACUUUUUGGACUUGAAUGCCAAAACAUUCAGGAGAUAGAGGUGCUCAAAGUGAAUAAUGUUGAAAUUUCUAUUUUCAAAUAGUACCACAUGGAUGGUUGGAGUUCCACACAUCAUAUAAUGUUGAUUUGAGUGGGAAUAUCCAUUGUUUUAAAUUAAACUGUCAAUCUUCCAUAGGAAACCUAUUGAAAUCACAGAAAUAUAGAUAAUAGAAUAGACAUUCCCAUUGAAGUUGACAUUCGACAGUGGGUGGACCGGUGGACAUCUUUCUGUUAGUAAUUGGAAGUUAAAGUUUCAAUUCAAUUGAAAUGUCAAUGGUGUACCAGCUAAAUUGCAGUGGUCUGAAGGGAUAGGUCCAUUCUAUGAGUUCUAUUUCUAUGAUUGAAAUGACACCCACCCUGUAUUCAAGACUAUGCAGUAACCAAUGAUGGGCAUGACACAAACACCUCAGAUGAUGUAAAAUAGGGUCUAAGAUACAACAUUUGUGAAAAUGGAAAGAAAAUCGGAGUUUAAGCAUUUUUAGAUAAUUGAUGUUCAAGAUAAAAUAAAAUAAAAAUUGUUUCAUUAAAAACAUUUUUUCAAGAAAUCAUGGAAUAGUUUGACAACCCUGUUUGUAAGCUUUCAAAUGAUAUCAAACUGAACGGUUGAUAUUUUUCAGUGCUGAAGACAUGUCUCAUGGUAUGGUGGGGUAUGCAAAAUGGGUAAACUUUGAGCACCGCUAUCUCCUGAAAGUUUUGGCAUUCAGGUCCAAAAAGUCACUUUCUGACUACUUCCAACAUGGGCAAACAUGUAUGAAAGGUUUUGUUGAAAUCAAAAGGGGUGCAGUCAGAAAAUAAUUGAAAUGAUUUGGAACAACCUAGAGGGAACUGUAAACUCCAUUAUGAUUUCCUCAUGAAGAGGGAUGAUGGCAAGGGAAAGAAAAGAACAUGCAUGAAAAAUGACAGGGUACAGUGCAUUCGGAAAGUAUUCAGACCCCUUGACUUUUUCCACAUUUUGUUACAUUACAGCCUUAUUCUAAAAUUGAUUAAAUUGUUUUUUCCCCUUGUCAAUCUCCACACAACUUGCAAAUGUAUAUAAAAAUACAAAAAACAUAUCACAUUUACAUAAGUAUUCAGACCCUUUACUCAGUACAUUGUUGAAGCACCUUUGGCAGCGAUUACAGCCCUGAGUCUUCUUGGGUAUGACGCUACAAGCUUGGCACACCUGUAUUUGGGGAGUUUUUCCCCAUUCUUCUCUGCAGUUCCUCUCAAGCUCUGUCAGGUUGGAUGGGGAGCAUCGCUGCACAGCUAUUUUCAGGUCUCUCCAGUGAUUUUCGAUCGGGUUCAAGUCCGGGCUCUGGCUCCAGGACAUUCAGAGACUUGUCCCGAAGCCACUCCUGCGUUGUCUUGGCUGUGUGCUUAGGGUCGUUGUCGUGUUGGAAGGUGAACCUUCGCCCCAGUCUGAGGUCCUGAGCACUCUGGAGUAGGUUUUCAUCAAGGAUCUCUCUGUACUUUGCUCUGUUCAUCUUUCCCUCAGUCCUGACUAGUCUCCCAGUCCCUGCAGCUGAAAAACAUCCACACAGCAUGAUGCUGCCACCACCAUGCUUGACCGUAGGGAUGGUGCAAGGUUUCGUCCAGACAUGACGCUUGGCAUUCAGGCCAAAGAGUUCAAUCUUGGUUUCAUCAUACCAGAGAAUCUUGUUUCUCAUGGUCUGAGAGUCCUUUAGGUGCCUUUUGGCAAACUCCAAGCGGGCUGUCAUGUGCCUUUUACUGAGGAGUGGCUUCCGUCUGGUCACUCUACCAUAAAGGCCUGAUUGGUGGAGUGCUGCAGAGAUGGUUGUCCUUCUGGAAGGUUCUUCCAUCUCCACAGAGAAACUAUGGAGCUCUGUCAGAGUGACCAUCGGGUUCUUGGUCACCUCCAUGACCAAGGCCCUUCUCCCCCGAUUGCUCCGUUUGGCCGGGCGGCCAGCUCUAGGAAGACUAUUGGGGGUUCCAAACUUCUUCCAUUUAAGAAUGAUGGAGGCCACUGUGUUCUUGGGGACCUUCAAUGCUGCAGAAAUGUGUUGGUACCCUUCCCCAGAUCUGUGCCUCGACACAAUCCUGUCUCUGAGCUCUAUGGAUAAGAGAGAGAGAGAGAGAGAGAGAGAGAGAGAGAGAGAGAGAGAGAGGAAGAGAGAGACUAGGGGAGUCUAGGGGAGUCUAGGGGUCGUAUGUGUGUUUUGUUGCGAGAGAGAGAGACUAGGGGAGUCUAGGGGUCGUAUGUGUGUUUUGUUGAGAACUAGAAUUUGGAAGCUCAAACACAGGAGCAAAAGAUGGUGCGUGCGGAUUUAGCCUCCUUGGCUGGGAGAUUUGGUGUGUGUGUGUCUUCACUGGAACUCUGUCAUAUGCCCAUUCUGCUGUACCCAUGGGGACUGCAUGACAUCAUACCUCACUGCUCCUUCAACUGAACUAUGGGAUAGCGCUCCACUGCACUGCACCCAAACCACUGAUCUAGAGCCAGCUCUCCCAAUCCAUGACCUAUACCUAACCAUUAAUGAACAACACAUCAGAACUGGCCCAGGAUCAGUUACAAGUAAAACGGUAACUUUACUUAAACCCUAUAGGUGUAAUGCUUUAUAACUUGGCUGUAAACAUGUGUAUGAACAUUUAUAAUGUCUUAUAAACCACAUACAUACUGGCCCCCUCAGCUUCUCCUUUUGAAAGGUGAUGAGGUCAAUGUGACGUCAUGUGACAGUGAGUGAUUCGCCUGGUAUGUGUAUGGCAAUGCGUGAUUAGUUUAGGGGGAAGUCUAAUGAGCUUCCUGGUUUUUAAGUGACAUGGGUUAUUUGUUUUUGUAGUUGGUGCUCUGGUGUUUAAGCGUACAUACACCUCACUCUACUUUAUUUAGUCAAUUUGCAUUCUCCAGUUGAUCUAUGUUGUGCCUAGAGUCUCGGGUAGUCUAUUUCAUGAAACUCAUUAUAUUCGAUUUACAUUUACUGCUCUGUUGAAUAUUAAUCUAUUUUUGCUCUCUCAACCACUUCAUUCUUCUAGUGUGCGUGUGUGGCAGGGUGUCUGUGUGUGUCACAGACAGAAUGCUUUACCCCUUCCUGUGGAUGUGUGGUGUUGUGUUUUUGUAAUAAUGAUAGGCUCCGCCCCUCAGUCUCCCCCACGGCAUAAGCCAGACAUAAAAGGAUCCCUCUCAGGGCGUGUGUGUGCGUGUGUGUGUUUCUCAGAACAUAACACACAAGACAUGCUGAUUGUGCCUCAGAUUGUGAGUGUCCUAGCCAGCAAGGUUGUUAUUGGUGUGUUGCCAAAAGGUGUUCGUCUCUCUCUCUCUCUCUCUCUCUCUCUCUACCUCUCUCUCUACCUCUCUCUCUCUCUCCCUCUCUCUCCCUCUCUCUCCCUCUCCCUCUCUCUCUCUCUCUAUCUCUCUCUCUCUCUCUCUCUCUCUCUCUACCAAGGGAGUAUUUUGUAUUGGUUUACAAAUAAAAGUGGAGAGCAGCCAAAAAUAUAAUGCAGAACAUUUUGGGGGUAAAAUAUUAGGUAUUUCCCAAAUAUGAAACCUCAUGCUGUGUAAGAUCUGGCUUUUCUCCACCCAAUAUAGAACACUCAUCACAAUACAUUUGGAUUCACUCAAUGAAAAUUCCUUCACAUCCAUGGAAAUGAAAUACAGAAGAGGACAGUACUGGCUUUUCAUAUUCAAUGUCAGUGCAUUCAGCCCAAAGACAAAUAAAUGGUGGCACAGAGUGAUGGGAAAUGUAUGGGACUCAUAUGGUAUUUGAGAAAUAUAUUAGUAGAAUGGACAUUCCCUUUCCAAAGCAACAUUCUGUAGUGGGUUCCCUGGCCACCAUAUUGAGUGGACCAUUUAGAAUGUUUGGAACAUCUACUCAUCCGAAUAAGACGGCUUUUUAAAACAUUUUAUUUAACCUUUAUUUAACUAGGCAAAAGGCCUCCUGCGGGGACGGAGGCUGGGAUUAAACAUUAAAAUGUAGGACAAAACACACAUAAAGAGGUACCUAAGACAACAACACAACAUGGUAGCAACACAUGACAACAACACAGUAGCAACACAACAUGGCAGCAGCACAACAUGGUAGCAGCACAACAUGGUACAGAUAUUGUUAGGCACAGAAAACACAAAGGGCAAAAGGUAGAGACAAUGAUACAUCACACGAAGCAGCCACAAGUGUCUUUAAGAGUGUCCAUGAUUGAGUCUUUGAAUGUAUAGAUGGCUGACCAUUCUCCCCUCCCCUUCCCCUCUCUGUCUCCUCCCUCUAGAUGUGGUCCACUCUUCACCGCCCCUCCCUCCGGGCAUUGUGGACUGUGUGGAGGCAGAGAAGGGGUGUAAGGCAGAUCCCCAGUGUAAGGAGCUGUACAGGACCCUGGAGGGCUGUGCGUCCAAAGAGGCGGUGGCUCCGCUGGGGAGCAAGACCAGGAUAGAGUGCCUGGAGGCCCUGAGCGCCCUGCACUACCUCCCCCUGUUGGCCUGCAAGUGUCAGCGCGGCGCACGCAGAGAGGAGCACUGCCUCCGAGCCUACUGGAGUGUCAGGAUCCUGCAGGGUGAGUGUAUGUACGUGCGAGCGUGUGUGAAAAAGGUAGACGUGUGUGUGUGUGACAGAAAUGUGUAUGUUUGUUUAAUAGCUUGUAGAAGUAAGGAUCCAGUAUAGAUUUCUAGCACCACUGGUUCUUGACUCACCAUUUGGCCACCACUAGGUUGGACCCUGUCCUCUGUGACACAUCCCUACAGCCACCGUGUGAUGCCACUGAUGCUACCGUCAGAGCACGGCCACUCAUCUGACAGCAUCCCAAAUGGCACCCUAUUCCCUACAUAGUGGGCACACUAUUCCCUAUGGGCCCUGGUUAAAAGUAGUGCACUACGUAGGGAAUAGGCUGCCAUUCCGGCCGCACAUCAAUGAGAGUGAAUGACAGCUAAUGGAGUUAUUCCCCAUGCCCCGUUAGUCACCAUGCAUACGGUAAUUACACAUUACUCUAACACAACACAGAGAGUGCUCUCCCCUACCGUGUCAUUAUGAAAAAUAAUGACCGGGAUUUACAUUUGAACAGAAUAAUAGAUGUAUAUUUAGGUUGUACCCGUACCAUGUAAUUAGUUCAAAUCUGGAACAACAUGCCUAUUAUUAGGUAAAUAUAUCCAUGAUAGAUUUUAGAGUAGGUGUUAUUAUGAUGUUGGCAGAAGCUGUGUGAAUAUAAUUAAAUGGUGGCUGUGUGAAUCGAGUCCCUGUUAUGAUGUGAUGUUUCCCUGCGUGUUCGAUUAUGUUGUGAUUCAGUCUCCUGUGGUGUUGGGAGAUUAUGAUGCGAUUAGGGCUGCAUAGCUCAUGUGUUAUGGUUAGGUUACGAUGUGAUAUAAUGAUGUUAGGUUGUGAUAUGACGUCGUCUCCCAUGUUAUUAUGAUGAGGUUGUAAUGUGAUGUUCUCCUCUGUGAUCAUGUAGGUUAUGAUGACUUGGAGGCGUCUCCCUAUGACGACUCGCCAGUGGAGACAUCUCACAUGGCCUCCAUAGUGGCAGCAGGUAGCCAACAACACAAUCACCCAUUACAUUAAAACUCCUGAUCAAUAUAUCAAUACACUACAAAACCAAAUCAAUCAACUCAUCUAUACAGCCCUCAAGUGACCAGAUGUCCAGUUUCUCUCCUCUUUCUAUCUCCCUCGCUCCCCUCUUUCUCUCUAUCUAUCUCUCCCUCCCAUUCUCUCUCUCUCCUUUCCCAUACCUCUCUUUCUACAUCUCUCCCCCUCUCUAUCUUUCCCCAUCCCCCUCUCUCUCAGCCUCCUCUCUUCCUCUAGAUGGACAGAACGCAUGUCUGAAGGCAGCCCAGGAUUGUGGUCUGUAUGAGAAAUGUGGGUCCCUGAGGUCUGAGUACGUCCUGGCCUGCACUAAGCCUGUCCCAGGCUCGGACCACUGCAACAGGCAGAAGUGCCACCGGGCGCUGCGGCGCUUCCUGGAGCGCGUCCCGGAGGAGUACAGCCUGGGGGUGCUGUUCUGCCCCUGUACUGACAAACUGUGUGGGGAGAGACGCAGGAAGACCAUCGUCCCCUCCUGUUCCUACCAGGAGAGAGAUGGGAUACAGCCCAACUGUCUGCAUCUGCAGAGCUACUGCAGGAAGGACCAACUCUGCAGGUCAGACACACAACGUACACAAACACACACAUUUUUCUCUUAUAAGUACUCACAUUUACGUAUGUGUAUGUGUGUGUGUCUGUCUCAGGUCCAGACUGGCUGAUUUCCAGCAUAACUGCCAGCCCUCCGGCCUUUCGCCCUCCGGCUGUAUCAGAGAGAGUGGAGCAGUGUGCCUCAAAUCCUAUGCCGGACUCAUUGGUAAAAGAGAGGGAGGGAGGGAGGUAGGGAGGAGGGAGGGAGGGAGGGAGUGAGGGAGAGAGAGAGAGAGCGAGAGAAUAGCGAUAGUAUAGAGACUCUCUCUCUCUAUCUCUCCUCCUCUAUCUCUUCGCUAUGCUCUCUCUCUAUCCUCUCUCUCUCUCUCUCUCUUCUCGUCUCUCUCCUCUCUCUCUUCUCUCUCUUUUCUCUCCCUUCUCCCUAGAGAAAUAGCUCCCUUCCUGCCGCGGUCAGUCUGGUCAGUAUUCACGAGCUCAUAGAGAAAAGGUUGAUACGUAUGUUAUAAAGAUGGAGAGGGUGAGAUGAGGGAGGAGAGAGACGGAGAGAAUAAAGAGUUAGAUUAUUCUAGGAUAUAGAUUUGGGUGGAUCACUAGAGAGUGAUAAAGAUGACAGAGAGGGUGUUAGCGGGUCAUGUCAGGGGUGGAUCAGUGGGGCGUCAGAUGGCCAGCGGUAGGACUUGACCUUUUGCAGUAGGAGUUGACCUCGAUAACCUUUGACCCCCUCCUCCAGGCACCAUCAUGACCCCCCACUACCUUAGCAACAGCACUGUAGACGUGCCCUGUGGUGCAAUUGUGAGGGGCGAGUGCAACCAUUGCAGGACUGCCUGUAGGAUCUUUCAAGGGCAUUUUCAGCCAUACAACGCUGUCUGGGUGAGUCUAUACAUCCACCUACCUGUCAAUCAACUGUCUAACCAAUCAAUGCAAUUUCCAUACGGCAAGCAAUUAAUUUAGUACUUCACACUUCAAUCCAUCAAUCUGUCAAAUAGUCAGCUACACUCGCUCUCAUGCACGCAUGUGAACGUGCACACACACGCACACACACACACACACACACACAAUAUGUAAUGUAAUGUGUCUAUCUGUCCGUCUCACAGAGAACUCCAUCAGUACCAUGGGUAGCUCCCCCCUCGGCCAGUGGAGAGCAUUCCUCCCCCGUCCCCUCGCCCCUCCCCCCUGGACCAGCAGAACAAGCUCAGCAACAACGCCCAGGAUGAGCUCAGCAACAACGCUGUGAGUACUACUACUCAACAUUACCCAAUACUACCUAACAUUACUCAACAUUACCCAAUACUACCUAAUAUUACUCGACAUUACCCAAUACUACCUAACAUUACCCAACACUACCUAACAUUACUCAACAUUACCCAAUACUACCUAACAUUACUCAACAUUACCAAUACUACCUAACAUUACUCAACAUUACCCAAUACUACCUAACAUUAGUCAACAUUACCCAAUACUACCUAAUAUUACUCUAUACUACCUAACAAUACUCAAAUCUACCCAACAUUACCUAACAUUACCCAAUAUUACCUAACAUAACCUGACAUUAUCCAAUACCACCUAACAUUACCCAGUACUACCUAACAUUAAUCAACAUUACCAAUACUACCUAACAUUACUCAACAUUACCCAAUACUACCUAACAAUACUCAACUCUACCCAACAUUUACCUAACAUUACCCAAUAUUACCUAACAUAACCUGACAUUACCCAAUACCACCUAACAUUACCCAGUACUACCUAACAUUACUCAACACUACCCAACACUACCUUACAUUACUGAACACUAUUCAACAUUACUCAACACUAUGCAACGUUGUUAGUUUUGAACGACUCACGACUUUAGAUGAAUUACCAUCACUCAGAAACAUGCACUGCUCCUCUAAACACUAAUCACACAACUGGCAAUCAAAUGAAGCAAAGUAAAAUACCACUCCACCCAGCACUGACCACUUCCAGGCCAGCUUGACCUCGCACUGACCACUGCCAGCUUGACCACAAACAGAUGGACUGACCACUGACUGACCGUUCGAUUAGACACUGACCACCUGACUGAACACUAACCAUCAAGUACUGAAUGCUCGACCUAGUACACACCUCUAGACCAUUGACCAAUGUAGUGACCACAGGCUGCUGGAAUGACCAUUGAACAAUGUAGUGACCACAGGCUGCUGGAAUGACCAUUGACCACAGGAGUGACCGCUGGUGGCUGACCGCUAAACCCUGUCUGGUCCAUUGAGCAGAGUGACAGUGAAGCACUUUGUGUCUCCUCUGCUCCCCGCAUGCUCAACACAGCUAGAGAUUAUCUGAGCCGCCAGCUAGACCAGGGGGAUUCCAAUACUCUCUUUCUCUUCCGUUUCUCUCUCUUUCCUCUCUCUUCCUCCUAGAAUCUCGUCCAUUCGUCUCUCUCAUUCUCUCUCGCUCUCUUCUUCUCUCCUCUCUCUUCCCCACGUCGUCUCUUCUUCUCUGCUCCGUCUAUCCUCUCUCCUCUCUCAAAUCUCCUCAUUCCUCUCUCUCUCUCGUCUUCUCUCUCAAGCGUUCCUCAAUCACCUCCAACUCUCCUCUCCUUCGCCUCCUUCUCUCGUCUCCUCAUUCUCCUGUCUCUCUUCUCUCUGUCUCUUCUGUCACCCUCUCCUUCUCUCUUGGCUGUCUGCCUCUCCGUUCUCUCUUCACAUCGGCUUAAAUUCUCUUCUCCCUCUCUUCCCUCAACUCUUUUCUAGUACUCUUUCCUUCUUUCUCUUCUCUCUCUCUUUCUCUCCCUCUCGCUCUCCCACUCUCCCCCCUCUCUCUGAGAGGAUUAGAUGAAGGUGUUUGCAGGAGGCAGUGCAUCAAUCAGAUUUCAUCAGUAUUAAUUUAUGCAUGCCCAUCUGUCUAUCCCGCUCUCUCUCUCCUUCGCUGCUCUCUCUCGCCUCUAAUUUCCUCCUAAUCAGUGUCCAUCUCCUUUACCUCCGCUCUUCCCUCUUUUCUCAUCGUGCCAGCUCACGAUCUCCCUCGCUCUUCUGUGUUCCUACUAUUUGUAAUCCCUCACUCUCGGCAGUAUCUCUCUCUCUCUCAUCUCUCCUCUCUCAGCAUCUCUCUCCCACACCUCUCUGCUCUAUUCUCUCUCUCCUCUCUCUCAUCUCCACAUGCAUCUCUCCUCUCCAAGUCUCCUCUCUCUCUCUGCCUCUCUCGUCUCAACCAUUGCUCUACAAUACAUUGUUCCACUUUCUUGUCUCUCCUCUCUUCUCCUCACUCAUCCCAUUCUCUCUUCCUCUACUCUAACAAUAUAUAUCUCUCUCUCUAUCUCAGGUGGAGCAGAGUGAGGAAGAUGAUGAGGAGGAGGAAGAGGAGGAGGGGGGGCAGUUUGACGUGAUCCCUCUCUAUGCUGAGAAGGCCACGGUGUCCAAUCUGGGUUCUGGGGGUGGGGGGGUGUCCCCCCGUCUGUCCUCAGCGCCCCCUCCCUCCCUGCUGCUGCUCCUUCUGCUACUGUCUGCCUCUCUGAGCUGGGGGUAAGGGGAGGGGGGGGGCUACCCCUCUUCACGCGGCCAAGAGCCCCUCGCACACAGACACAGAGACUCUGAGAAAGGCACACAGAGAGAGAGGAGGGAGAAAAUAAGAGAAGAUAAAGGACCUCUAGUGUUUAUUGCUUUCUUCCUUUUGUUGCUUCCCCUCCCACUGUCAGGUGAUGGUUUUGCCCGAUGGAGACUUGUCAUGUAUGACAGACAUAGGGGUGAACCAACUCCACAGUGACAGAGGGGGGUUAAACUGAGUGACUUGAUAUAUGAAAUGUGAGUAAUUUUCUCCUUUGGUGAAGACGUGACAGGUUACCAUGAGUCCGAUGGCGCUUUAGUAUAUCCAAGCUUCACUCUGUCCAUUCAUAACUCUAUACUCUCCAGUGAUGGAGAAGUGCUUACAGUCAGUGUUAGAAAGGAAUGUACACUGAGUAUACCAAACAUUAGGAACACCUUCCUAAUAUUGAGUUGCCCUCAGAACAGCCUCAAUUCGUCGGGGCAUGGACUCUACAAGGUGUCGAAAGCGUUCCACAGGAAUGCUGGCCCAUAUUCACUCCAAUGCUUCCCACAGUUGUGUGAAGUUGGGCUGGAUGUCCUUUGGUUGGUGGACCAUUCUUGAUACACACUGGAAACUGUUGAGCAUGAAAAACCCCAGCAGCGUUACAGUUCUUGACACAAAACGGUACGCCUCGCACCUACUACCAUACCUAGUUCAAAGGCACUUUUUUUUGUCUUACCCAUUCACCCUCUGAAUGGCACACAUACACAAUCCAAGUCUCAAUUGUCUCAAGGCUUAGAAAUCUUUCUUUAACCUGUCUCUUCCCCUUCAUCUACACUGAUUGAAGUGGAUUUAACAAAUGACAUCAAUAAGGGUUCAUAGCUUUCGCCUGGAUUGACCUGGUCAGUCUAUGUCAUGGAAAGACCAGGUGUUCAUAAUGCAAGCACUUUUGGUUUACUGUUCUAUCUGUGUCCAUAUGAUUCAGCACAGGCCUGGGAGAAUAACCAGCGGCAUAAAUACAAAUUUAACAGCAUAAUAAAAAAAACGGAAACAAUAUGAUUAAUAAAGCAAGUAAAACAUCUAAUAUCUUCUCAGCAGGUGUAGACGCCCGUCUGGGGUUGACACUCGCAGGCAGAGAGAGAGAGAGAACGAAACAGAGAGAGAGAUAGAAAGAAACAGAGGGAGAGAGAAAGAAACAGAGAGAGAAUGAGAGAGAGAAACAGAGAGGGAGAGAGAGAAAGAAACAGAGAGAGAGAGAGAGAGAGAGAGAAACAGAGAGGGAGAGAGAGAAAGAAACAGAGAGAGAGUGAGAGAGAAAAAGAAACAGAGAGGGAGAGAGAAAGAAACAGAGAGGGAGAGAAAGAAACAGAGAGGGAGAGAGAGGAACAGAGAGAGAGAGAAAGAAACAGAGAGGGAGAGAGAAAGAAACAGAGAGGGAGAUGGAGUGAGUUUAUUGUGUGUCGUCCAUUUCCUCUGCACUUUUUACUUGUUUUAGUUGAGAUAAUAUGACCUGGCGUGAACUCUUUGGCUGGAAUUCAUUCAAACCCCCCAUUGCAAUGUUUACACAGCGUCUAUGUUUACAAUAUUCAUCCCGUGCCCACACACUUCUAAUUCUGAAAAGUGAAAGCAUACCUGUGAGAGAAGUCCCCCUGGUAAUUGUUGUAGGUUUUUAUACAGCACCCAAGACCAAUCUGUCAGUUAAUUUGAUCAUUGGAAAGAGCUACUGCGUAAAUACUGCAAUGCGGGUUUGAUUGAAUUGAGCCCUUUAUAUUCUGGUGGGCUCUUGGGGAAAACCGUUGGUGAGGAGCGAUAGAGGGAGUGAAAGAAAGAGUGAACCAGACAGAGAGAGAGAGACCCUCGAGCGCAAACAUACCAUAGAGAAUCGCUGGCCCUCUAUUUCCUCUGUCUUAUAAAUCUUUUGCUGACACUAAUGUUUUUUUCUGGAGAACGUGUAAAAUGAACUUCCAUCCGGAGGGGUUGGAGAUGGUGGUGGACAGAGAAAGGAGGGGUGCAGGAGGGGAGAGAGAGAGAGAGAGGGAGGGAGGGACGGAGGGAGAAGGGUUGUUGGGUUAGGGAGGGGCUGGAGUGGCGGUAGGUCUGCAGUAUGCGUCUUGCAUGUCUCCCCAGGCACUAAUAUACAAUUAUAACCCCACACACACACCAACUGUCCAUCUCCACCUUAACAACAGACCCUUACACAUAGUGUCUGUCAAUCAGUCAUUAUUUUCUAAAGAAAAGAGGAACAUGCUUACCUGAAGAUCUAUACUUCCAUUCCAUAGAACACAAGCAUCAUUAAUGCCAAGGUCAGCUAGCCGCUCACAGAUCUCCUACUGGGGUUAAUUGAGAGCAGGGUGGAAAAUAGGCAGUAGAUUGAUGUGCCUGUCAGGCCUGUGUGGGGUCUUUACGAGGCCUGUUGUUAUUUUUUAAUUGUUGUCGCGGCCGUUUGUCGUCUACUGACACCUCGCCACUGCCAACAGACAGAUUGAGAGAGGGAGAAGGGAGAGGAGGAGAGGAUACCAAUUAUUUACAUCAAUAUCUCUGAAAUAAAUAAGUUGAGAAGCCAUGCGUUAAAUCAACUGACAUAGAGUAGGAGGGUAGCUGAAGGGAUUAUUUGACUGUUCUUGUUCGCUCAUAUUACAGCUCUAUCAUAAACACACACACACACACAUACACACACGCACAGUUAAAUAUUAGUUCAAUGGUGGCUGAUUGCCCUGGACUUGAGCAUUUUAAUCCAUCAUUGGCCUGACACAGGAACGUUAGCAGCACCGUGGCUUAGUUAUACUGUCCACUGUGGAGAGACAGUCAGAGUGAAAUAAAAACUAAGCAAGAACAACACAAACAGAAAGGGACACAAGGAACUAGAUUGACACACACUACACACACUCUGUAAGGAACAUGUACAGGGAGAGAAGAAGGGAGGAAAGCGGAGGGGGAGAACGAGAGAGACGGAGAGGAAGAGUGAGUGAAAGCUGAUAUGGCAGUAUUAGUGCUGUAGCUUACCCUUACUGAUCUAUUUCACACUCUGUAGGUCCUAAAGCAUCAGCUCUCUACUGUAACACAGCCUCACAACCUCAGCCACAGCUUUGCUGCUACAGCCAGGCACACAGUGGAUGAUGACAGAGCAGCAUUCUUAUAGUUUUUAUUAGUUUCAACAAAUAACAAAAGAAACAAAAGCAGAAAGGCUUAUUUGAGCUCAACCCUUCCUAAACUUCUCCUUUAACCCCACACCUGUAACACACACAUUCAUUGAUUGGAUUCAUUCAUACGCUCAAUGGAUGUUUCUGUGUGAAAUGUUUCUGUGUGUGGACAACCAGCUUUGCUAUGCUCUCUACCUGCCUGCCCUGUUUUCACAUUCAUAAUCACCUUUCAUUUUUAAUUGAUAGAAGUACUGUACUACAUACUCAUUAAAAUGUCAAUGCCAGAUGUGUACGCUAUUAUUUAUGCGUACACGCAGUAAUUACCACAAACAAUGUCAUGUUGUAUUGAGUGUAUAUCGGCCAUCAGGAUGACUUUGUGUGUUGGACAUGGGUGUGAAGCCUAUAUGGAAGACUCUUAUCAGAUCAGAGGAUGUUCAAUGGCUAUAAUGUUUUCCUGCUGCAUCUGUACUCAGCUCUGUCUGUCACUCUGUGUAUCCCUGGUGAUGCGUUGUCCCUGCCUCUGUUCGCGUUGUCCCUGCCUCUGUUCGCUGUAGCACCAAAUAAUGCUAAAUGGUGCUGAAUAAUGCUCAGAUGUUCUGCCUUUUUCUAUCCCAGCACCUCCAGAGGUGAAGCAGACAUUUUUAGCAUUUUUCUGCCCGGUGGGCCGUGCCUCCUGCAGGUAGCUGGCUGAAUGGGCUGAUGGGUAUUCAGGAGGGGAGAGGACGCAUGCUGGGACUGCAUAUGAGACGCACAUUCAUGACAAGCAGAGCUGAACUGUCUGACUACUCUGCACAGCAACAAUAUGAUGAUGAAACCCUUUUUUCUUUCUUGCUCUCUCGCUCUCCUGAACGCUGCAACGCUGAGUGGACCGAUCUCCUCUCUCUCUAGUCAGGCUACGAGACUUUCCCACACUAUCUUCUAUGUGCUGAUUGGACAGUGGAAAGUUACAGGAAGGACCAUUCAGGAUCAUUGAACUGUUCUGCUGGUGUUCAAGAAUGCAAAACAAACCAUGAUGCCAAAACACUGAUGACGUGAAUUUUCUCAACACCCUGCUCCCUUUAAGCAUGUCUAUGUACCACAGGAGAGGGCCAGCUUUGCCCCCCUACCCCCCAGAACUCGUUCUGUUUCGACCCCUCUACACACCCCGCCCAGUGUUCUCUUAUUCAGGUAGUGUUCUGUGCUUUCAUCUAUCUGCUGUUCAGACGUACAUCUCCACUGUGUACAUGAAUAUAAUAAAUAUAUGAUCUUACAUUUCCUUACUUCCUCUUCCUGUUUCAGUGUGCAGUUGACCUUAAAUGAAAUGGCUUGGAACUGUUGUGAAUGCACUGACUAGACCCCUCAAAUUCAAAUGUGGACCUCAAAGCCAGUUCCACAACUUUUUUCAUGCUUCCCCUCUAAUCAGGGACUGAUUUAGACCUGGGAAGCCAGGUGGGUGCAAUUAAUUAUCAGGUAGAACAGAAAACCAGCAGUAGUCCGGACCUGGUAGGGUACGAUUUGAAUACCCCUGUACUAGACCAUGUACAUGAGCAAAUAAAGUACAGGUAUUUUAAUUGCACAGAGAUGGCACUUAUUCAAUGUACUUUUAUCAAUAGUAUAAAGAAGGCCUAUAGAUUAACUUCACAUACACCAAUUCUCUAUCCUAGUUCUAACAUGGUGAUAUUGUGUUGAAGCAGUGACGAUGAUGAUGGUAACUGAAACGCUACAUCAGGUUUAAUGACCAUUGUCAGUGUGUGGUUAAUGAAAUCACUGUGAUGUAUUUCUGCUUUGUCUCAAUUCUCCUCAAUACUACAUUCUCCAGUGCUUAUUUAAAUCAUUAAAGAGUGAUUAGCGACUACCAAACAACAAAAGUGACGCGUGCGCAACUCUGGGGCAAAACAGACGGAUUGUUGACAACAUAUAAACUAUAUUUCAUCUCCAAAUGUUUAUUGAAAACAUAAAUACAUUUGCACAAUGAGCACUUGUUGUCUCUCAAAUACAUCGUUACAGUUGUUGGUUAGCUAGCUAGCGAAUUUUAGCCAUAUUAGCAUUGACAUGAAAUCAGUCAAAACACCUCAAAACAAGACAUGGUAUCAAGAACAAGAUAAAACUAGCUGAAACGAGCCACCUAUGAUUCCCAACAUGCCAGCUUCUUGUCAUUGUUGCUAGCCAUCUGACCGUUCAGAAUCAUAACAACGCACGCCUUCCGGCCCCAUCAAUGACGUUGUCAGCCAAACCGUCUAUAAACACGCACACACUGACGCGCACACACAAACACACACUGUCUGUGAGUCAGAGGAGCACCAAUCACAGACCUAUUAAAUAAUCAGACAGGUUUCUCUCCCACUGUGUCCAAUCAAAACGAAUAGGUUUCAUGCUCUCUGCUCCUCCAUGAUCACUCUGCCCCUGGGCAGAGUGUGUGUGUGUGUGGGCUGGUGUGUCAUGACUCUACCCCUCCAGCAUGUUGCUAUCAGUCAGUCAGUAAGAGAAAGGGUUCUAACCUGUGAGAGACAGGACCUGUAAUUAGAGUGGUGCACAUUGGCAUUACAUGGCUCGUGUGUGUUUGUGUGUGUGUUGUGUGGUGCACCGUGGCCCAGACAAAAGGCCAUGUUUACUCUCUCUCUCUCUCUCUCUCUCUCUCUCUCUCUCUCUCUCUCUCUCUCUCUCUCUCUCUCUCUUCCUCCAUCCUCCCUGGGGAACCCAAAACUUUUCCUCCUUUCAGACAGAUGAGUGUUCAGACGGAGAGAGAUGGAGGAGCAGGAGACCCAGUAAAGCUUUUAAUCUGUAAAUGGAUAGAGAGGUAUCCAGUAAUGGUCAUUUAAGCAUUAAGCCUUCCUCCGUCCACCUUGUUUGUGCUUCCUAAUGCUCCUUAAACAUUUACGACCCUGAUGAUAACAAAGGAAGACUGCAGCCUAAUCCGAUCAAUGCUGGUUAAAAACCCUACUCGGAACUGCACAGGCAUUGGUGGGGGGGAAGAAAACUCAACUCAUAUCUGAUUCCAGAUCAGCUUUUAAAGCAAGCAUCCUGAUAUAGGCAGUAAAUAAACUGCUUUGUGAUACUGACUGUCUGUAGGAAUCCAACACAGUUUCUUUCUCUGCUCACUUCCUUUGCAGUUUAGUCCACUCUCUCUCUCUCUGUCUCUCUCUUUUCUCAAGCUCUCUCCCACCCUCCCUCUAGUUCUCUCCAUUUUUUUCUCCAUCGGUUUGGAAUGGAGAGAUAUGUACUCUCUGAAUAGCUGAGACUGCAGUCAGAGAUUGGGGUGGCUGUGAAUAGCCGGGCCGAUAAAGAUGGAUUUCAUUCAGAAAUGGAUGGAGAGAUAACGUCUAUCUCUGGGUGGUACAGAACGACUCAUUCUACUCCGUCUAAAUGGCUUCCAUUGGGAGUGAUGAGAUUCCAUCUCUACUCUCCGCAGACUGCAUCCUGCAACAUUAGAGGGUCACAAGGGUUAAACAGCCUAAUAAGAAGAAGACAUGCUGCAUUAAACACUGCAUUACAACACACACACACUGUGGGACUCUCCAGCUAUCAGGAUCUGUAUAUUCACACCUGAGCUGUUUAUUUCCAUCCACCUGCACAAACCACUGGCUGAAAUCUACCAAGCAGCACUAAUGUUUGGAAUGCUGAGCUGCAGGGUAUUUGCAGGAGUUGCCGGUGCUGUGGUUGUGCAUUCUGUAUGUCACAAUAAAUUAUACAACUGCAAUAUAUGAUCUUCCUUAUCGAUUUCUCUCAGGAUGCAUUCAGGGUCCAUCUAUAUGCAUAUUAUCGUUGGAGUACAGGUCGUUAAUUUUUGCGCAUUAUCAUUGUGGUUUUGUGUUCCUUGGCUUCUUGGCUGGCUGCUGUGAAGUGAACACACACCCAUUGCCUCUCUGGGCAGGCACACACACACACACACACACACACACACACACACACACACACACACAAACUCAUCAGUCUUUCAUCAGCGUUCAGACCGUGGGUCUGUGCUGUUUGCCGUAUCAAUAUGUAGUUAGUAAGUAUGAAUUGCUGCAGUAAGAUCCAGGAGUGUGCGCAUGUGUGUGUGAGUGUGGGCCUGCGUGCGUGUGUCUGUGUCCACUGCCUAUCACUGUGGCAUCACUUUAUGUCCCUUCAUUCUACUUAUGAAGCACACACACACACACACACACACACACACACACACACACACACACACACACACAACUCAUCAGUCUUUCAUCAGCGUUCAGACCGUGGGUCUGUGCUGUUUGCCGUAUCAAUAUGUAGUUAGUAAGUAUGAAUUGCUGCAGUAAGAUCCAGGAGUGUGCGCAUGUGUGUGUGAGUGUGGGCCUGCGUGCGUGUGUCUGUGUCCACUGCCUAUCACUGUGGCAUCACUUUAUGUCCCUUCAUUCUACUUAUGAAGCACACACACACACACACACACACACACACACACACACACACACACACACACAGUUUGCUGACUAAUGGAGCCUUUAUUCUUAAUGAGUGGUGCUCUUGUUCGUCUAUCUCCUGUCCCCCUCAUUACCUCUCUAUCUCUCAUCCCUCUCUUCCUCUCUUCUUUUCCUCCACCUGCAUCUUCUACCAUCUUCUCAUCCGCUCUUCUUCCAUUUAACUACAGCUCCUAUCCUGCCACCCUCUCUUCCGCCUAAUCCCCCCCCCCCCCCCCCCCCCCUUUCUCAAUAGUCCUCUCCUGGUUGUUGUUCAUUCUCUUCCUCUAACCUCGCUCUCUCCCACAUUCUCUCGCUCUCUCUCCAUGCCCAUCUCCUUCUUUCCCUCUCUCCCUCCAGGUGCC
This is a messenger RNA of Coregonus sp. 'balchen', 18820 nucleotides long. NCBI's taxonomy places the organism in Eukaryota, Metazoa, Chordata, Actinopteri, Salmoniformes, Salmonidae. The record is from the annotation of a GenBank genome assembly.